AUGAUUAGGCCGACCAUUAAGUACUUGGGAACAGCCAUCACAUCGAAGGCUACAGUUCCCGGAACUAUAUAUACCGACCUUCGGAACAACGGUCACCUCUCGGAGGAACUUCUCGCCGGCUAUAAUGACGUGAAUUACCGGUGGGUCUCACGAGACAACUGGACGUAUGGCCGAGAAUUUGAAGUCGACGCGAAGCUACUGAACAAACAAGUGGUGAAUCUGGUGGCCGAAGGGGUGGACACUGUGUCCGCCAUUUAUAUCAAUGACCAACUCGUGGGCCGUACUGUCAAUCAGUUCGUGAGGUAUAGGUUUGACGCGAAGAAAGCCCUC
Molecule: messenger RNA, 330 nt
Organism: Oppiella nova
Lineage: Eukaryota; Metazoa; Arthropoda; Arachnida; Sarcoptiformes; Oppiidae
Source: the annotation of a GenBank genome assembly